AUGUCGUCACCAUUCUCAAUAAACGGUGGCGCCUGCGUGGCCAUGGUGGGUAAGGACUGCGUGGCCAUCGCAUGCGACCUGCGUCUCGGCAUGCAAGCCCUCACCGUGUCCAACAACUUUCCCAAGAUCUUCCAGUACGGCGACGUCUUCCUAGGUCUGACCGGCCUCGCCACCGACGUAUCCACCGUAUCAGACCUGUUCCGCUACAAGGUCAACAUGUACCGCCUCCGCGAAGAGCGCAACAUCAGCCCCCAGACCAUGGCGAACCUCGUCAGCUCAAGUUUGUACGAGAAGCGCUUCGGACCCUACUUCAUCAGUCCCGUAAUCGCCGGUAUCAACCAGACAAGCGGGAAGCCCUUCAUCUGCGGCUUCGACAGUAUUGGGUGCAUCGACUUUGCGAAGGAUUUCAUUGUUAGCGGAACAGCCAGCGAUCAGCUGUUCGGUACAUGUGAGGGACUGUGGGAGCCUGAUCUAGGCCCCGAGGACCUCUUCGAGACAAUCUCACAGGCGCUGCUCAACGCUGUCGACCGAGACGCACUUUCAGGCUGGGGCGCACACGUAUACAUUAUUGAGAAGGACAAGGUCACAAAGCGGUUACUCAAGGGCAGGCAGGACUGA
Molecule: messenger RNA, 618 nt
Organism: Alternaria ethzedia
Lineage: Eukaryota; Fungi; Ascomycota; Dothideomycetes; Pleosporales; Pleosporaceae
Gene: PUP3
Product: proteasome core particle subunit beta 3
Exons: 4
Coding region: 1-618 (205 amino acids)
Biological process (GO): proteasome-mediated ubiquitin-dependent protein catabolic process
Cellular component (GO): proteasome core complex; proteasome core complex, beta-subunit complex
Source: RefSeq, a predicted model, not a curated record